AUGACCGACGGACAUACUUCUUACCAACCGACAUGUACUGAUGGAACAAGUCCCAACGUACCGGCGGCUGGGAAACUAAUACCUGUGGGAGACAAGGCCAAGACCUGCUUACAAGAAGUGGCAAGGCCCCCCACCCCACCGGUGGUAAGGAAAUUCCGCAGCAGCAUCCAACCAGAGCCAGGAGCUAUCAGAGUGCACCAAGGGAAGGCAAAUGAUCAAGAUGUUGCCAGCACUCUUGUUCAUGGCAUCAGCACCAAAUCUUCCCACAAUGCGGGACACUUGCUAAAUCCUCCCCAGAAGACCUUGUUCCAACAGAAGUUACAGGAGCUCAGUGAGACCGUGUACACCAGGAAUCAAAAAGCACCGUUGGGCAGGUCCCAUGAUCAGCACGCUGGACUUCCCACCUGGUAUAACGACCAAACUACAUUUGGUGUUAAACCAAUUCGAGGCUUGAAUGUGCGUGACAUUAUUAACCCUUCAAAAACAGCAGAGGAGGUGGAGAGGGAAGCCCAGGAGGGACACAAGGCUUACAUUCGCAGCCACAACGCCUAUUAUGUUGGUGAGCGGAUUGACAGGAAGUACAACUGCAGUCACUACAGUAAAGAUGGCAGGUUUGGGAUCAUCACACCUCAUUUCAGUGAUGGCCGUAAUGUUGGCAAAACUCUCCACUGGCUGGGGGAAACACAGAAGUUUUACAAUCCAAAGACGGUUUGGAAGAGAUCUGGGAACAGGGAGAAGAUGGCCCUACAACUUGGAAUGAUGAACAGCGUGAAAGGAAACACCUUGAUUCCACCAGACCACACCGCUGGAACUUUCUUGCCACCGGGUGAAUUUGGUAAAUUUUGUGUGCCACGUGUCAAGGCUGAGUCGCAAAUGUCCAGCAUGGCUCCAGCUGACAUAGAGAAGAAACCAUCGUCAGAAUCAGCACAGCUUCCUGCCUCUCAGGCCUCGGUUAAACCUGAGGACCCGGAGCCUGUUGAGCCAGGCAGCUCAUUGAAGACCCUCAGGACCUUGAGGCGAGUCCCAGACCACUUCAUGACGUCCUCCUCCCUCAUUGGGGCUGCCAGUGAAGGUCCAUCUACAUCAUGCGCCCACACCUGCGGCAUCCCAUCGGUGCGCACUGACCUUCCAGCUCCACGCAUAAGGAGAGUCCAUGACAAGACAAAUUACGGUGAUAUAUCCACGGUUAGAGAUCUUCUAUAUCCAUCAGUUCAUGCCCUUCUGGGUGUCUAUGACGAACACCUCCUCUGCCCUCGCAGCAAGAAUGAGAUUGCAGAGAUCUUCAGGAAUGUGGGUGUGAGUAUUUCUGAGGCGACGUUCGAGGAGGCCUGGACUCUGGCGUCCAUGAAGCAUCCAGCAGGGGAAGUUUGUGUCGAGGAUUUCAGAAACGUACUCAAGGAAAUAAAAGCAAUGUAGCGCUCAAGACGUUCUUCCCGGCACAGUGUUUCCUUAUCACAGUCUGUUUCUGUGUGAACAAUAUCUCCGCUGUCUGGUGAAAGCUUUGAGGAUGUUUAAGUUUGAUUGGAGUGAAUUUUUGACAUAAUGAAGAAAGGAUUUUAUUUCAA
Molecule: messenger RNA, 1565 nt
Organism: Chelmon rostratus (copperband butterflyfish)
Lineage: Eukaryota; Metazoa; Chordata; Actinopteri; Chaetodontiformes; Chaetodontidae
Gene: efhb
Product: EF-hand domain family, member B
Exons: 11
Coding region: 1-1416 (471 amino acids)
Source: RefSeq, a predicted model, not a curated record